CCAUGGCCCGGCUGCUGAGCGCCUUCUUCGUUUUGGUCGUCUUCUGCCGGACGCUCCCGGCGAAACCUUCAGGGUACCAGCUGGACCUGGACGCUCCGACUCCGUGCCGGGCGCUGAGGGGCGGGGCCGAUGCCCCGCAGUGUACGAAAGAUGGACGCUUCAGGCCUGUACAGUGCAGUGGGCGGGGCCAGACGUGUUGGUGCGUGGACGUCGACGGCCGGGAGGUGUCUGGGACUCGAAUGAACGGCUCCAUUCCGCAUUGUGCUACGGCGUGCCAGCUCCAGUCGGUCCUGCGGUGCUCGCCGUCAGGCCACUUCCUGCCCGUGCAAUGUGACGCCAGCAGGGGGCAGUGUUGGUGCGUGGACCAGGACGGCAUGGAGCUCUACGGGACGCGGCAGAGAGGGACGCUGAACCACUGCCCCGGCAGCUGUGAGGUGCGAGCGAGGGGACUGCUUCACGCCCCCGCGUCUCCUUCGCCGCCUCAGUGCACGGAGGACGGCCGCUUCCUUCCUGUUCAGUGCAAACUGAUCAACACCACGGACCGUCGGGAGAUGGACCUGCUGCACACCUUCAACACUUUCCCACAAGCCUUUGCGACGUUUGCCGCUUUUAGAAAGUCCUUCCCGCUGGUUUCGUCCUACUGCUUCUGCUCAGACAGCAGAGGCCGCGAGAUGGCCGACACAGGCGUGGAACUCCUCUUCUCUGAAGUGUAUGACUCCGCUUUCUCCGGACCCGGCAUGGCCCGCUCCUUCUCCGAGUCCAACGUGUACAAGGUUCUGCGCAGGAGGACGUUGGGGGUCCUCUUGGCUGUCGGCGGACGCUUCAGAUGUCCCUCCCCCUGUGAGGAGGCGCGGCGGGCGGAAACGGAGGCCUCCGACGUUUUGAUUCCGUCCUGCGAGGAGAGCGGGGCCUACGCCUCCAAGCAGUGCCACCAAGGGCAGUGUUGGUGCGUGGACCCCACAGGGGCGGAGCUUCCUGGGACACUACAGCAUGGAGACGUCCUGUUUUGUGGUGGAGGCGUGGCUGACGACUGUCGCUCUCGGCGACGCACGGCGCUGGUCCGCUUGUUUUCGGGCCCGCUGGAACCUCGUCUUCCUGCCUCCUCAGAAAGACAAGAUGCUUUCUGUAGUGCCCUCUUAAGGCCAAUCAGGGAUCUCCUGCCUCCGCAGGCGGAGCUCACUUCCUUCCUGUCCAUCAUGGUGGAAGUCCUCCAGGGGCUCCUCCCCUCAGUGGGUGGGGCCUUAGAGGCGCUGUCUCACUCUUCACCUCGUCGUUUCCAGGAGAAUCUUUUCGGAGGAAAGUUCCUGAAGAACGCCGCCAGCUUCAACCUGAGCGGCGCCGUAGGAACACAAGGAGUCAUUCGCGUGGACACACCCACUUCCCUGCAUAAACAUCAGAACCUGGUUCGCUCUGUCAGCGAGGCCCUGGAGGACCCCGACUUCUUGUCUGCCCUCCGCCACACACUCAGGGCCACGGGCAGCUCAAGCUCCGCCUCUCUGCGCCAGAUCCUGGCGCCCGUGGUGGCUUCCUGCUCGGCUGAGAGCGAGGAGCAAGCGGCGUCCGCCCUGGUGCCCAGCUGCGCGCCCGACGGCAGCUUCCAGGAAGUUCAGUGUCAGGGCGGCGAGCGCUGGUGCGUCACACCGCAAGGUCAAGAGAUUGCGGGAUCACGGGUCGCCGGUGCCAGGCCUCGAUGUCCGUCUCGCUGCGAGGAAGCCCAAGCGGCAGCGCUGACGCUGAAGGACACGAUGGCGGCGGGCAGCGUCCUCCAUGUCCCAGAAUGCUCCGCGGAUGGAGACUUCCUGUCGCUGCAGUGUGUGGGCUCACGGUGCUUCUGUGUGGACCGCCAGGGGGCGCCAGCGAGUGCCGUCUCAGCAGAGGGUGUCGUUACAUGUUCAGACACGAAACCCCAGAAGUCUCCGUCCUCCUCAGGUCAGUGCUUGCGCGCGUUGGAGGAAGUUUCCGCAUUCAAACAGGAAGUGGACAAAGUCGUCGCUGUCUCCAACUCCGCCCAAUUCCCGGCGGGAUACGGCUUCCUAUUGGCCGAGGGUCUGCGUCUGACCGCCAAGGAGCUGGAUGUCGGCCAAUCAGAGGAGGCGCCGCGCGUCGCAGAUUGGCUUCUGAGCAACUCCAGAGCUUCUCUGCGAUUGGCUGCCUUUUCCACUGCCCAGACGUUGCUGGCGCCAGGACGUCGUUCCAAUCAGAUGUUCAGCCCCCAGUGCGACGCCGAUGGAGGCUGGCUGCCCACACAGUGUUAUCGCAGAACAGGUCAGUGUUGGUGUGUCGAUGAAGAUGGGGAGUACGUUCCCGGAUCGCUGAGAAGCCGCCCACAUCCUCUGGUCAAAUGUCUCACGCGCUGUCAGAGAGCACAGAGUCACUCGCUGCUGUCUGGUUGGAUGACAGCUUCUGAUGUCAGUGCCUCCAUGUCAUCGUACCGCCCACGUUGUGAUAAGGAUGGUCGCUUCUUAGUGCUGCAGACAGAGGGCGCUGCAGGCUGGUGUGUGAACCCUUUGAGUGGAGAGACAAUGCAGACCGCUACCCUCAGCCCUGAUGGACAACUCACAUGUCCCAGUUGGUGUGAGCUUCAGGGACGCCAGUGUGACCCCGACGGUGGCUUCGUCCCGCUCCAAUGUGAUGUCACUUCCUGCUGGUGCGUGUCUGAAGACGGACACGAACUGGUGGGGACCCGAAAACGUCGACUGGCAGAACGCACGCCGUCAUGUGACCGUCCCGCCUGUACCGACUCCGAUGUCACGCACGGCACUCUGGUUUGCCGCCCCACCCAAGAUGGCCGUCAAAUAUGCAAUCUCGUCUGUCUUAGUGGUUACCAGAACUCACUUCCUGUCCAAAACUUCACGUGUGACAUGACUGUCCGCCGCUGGGAGGGAGCCAAUAAACCUCUGCCUGGAGCCUGCCAGAUCAGUCAGCCCGCACAGAGUGUGUCCAUGUCAGAGAAGUGGACGAUGAGAACGUCCUGCUCAGAGCUGCAGACGUUGCGCUCCCUGCUCUUCAAACAUAUGACCAGCAGGGGGCUCUGCACUGCUCAGCUGCCAGCGUUGGGACUCCAAGUGUUGCUGUGUGACGACUCGUCGGUUCGUAUGCAUUGCGUCGGCAAGGACAUGUUGAUGGUGACGGUCACCUGGACCGCUUUGCUGUCAGACCUCCCGGCCUCAGACCUACCUGACCUCCUUGACGCUGCGAGUAGACUCCAAGAGGACUUUAAGGGGAUGGUGACGCACAUUGGCUUCACUUCGCAGCCUGGACAGCUUUCUGAGACCACGCCCACUUUGGGCUGUUCCCCCGGUUACAGCCUGAGCGACCAAGGCGACAGUUGCGUCAUUUGUCCUGCUGGGAGUUACUCCACAGAAGGGGCAUGUCUUCUGUGUCCAGAGAGAACUUACCAGGAUACAGAGGGGCGGGACUUCUGCAACAAGUGUCCUAAAGGUUCCUCAGCUGCCGGGUCUUUCUCUGUCAAUCAAUGUGUGACUGACUGUGAAAGGCGGGGACUUCGUUGCUCUGACCAAGGUAACUUCCUACCGGCACAGCCUAACUUCCUGUCCGGCACGUGGAGCUGCUUUAACAGUGAGGGGGCGGAGCUUGACUGGACAAAAAGUGACACGCCUCUCACCGACCAAGACUGCUCAGUGCUCAGAAGGUUCCAUGCUGUUCCAAAAUCAGAAGUGAUCUUUGGAGCUGAAGACGCUGAAGUCCUGCAAACAAUAACCUCUGACCUCCGAACAUGUGCUGAAGCGUGUGCAGUGAACACUUCCUGCCACCAUGUGGCGCUGUUCAACCGCCAGUGUCAACUAUACAGUACACACACCCUGAACACACAAUGCAACACCUCCACGAAGGUCAGUGGCUUUCUGGGUAAUCCUGAGGCGGAGGUCUUUGGUGGUUUGAGGUGCUGCCUGCGGGUGAGGGGCGGGGACUCAAAUGUGCUCGUCAUCAGGAAGAGUGGGGCGGAGUCUUCUUCAAGUUUCACCAGACUACCACAGGCGAAGGCAGUCUCGGGCGUGUUCAGGACUCAAGUGUUCGCCUGUGCGUCGCUCGCAGACGCUCGCCGCUUUUGUGAGACGGGCUGCCGCAGUGAUGCUUGCUGCAGCGGCUUCAUCCUGAACCAGAACAGCCUGAACGGCGGUUCUCUGCUCUGUGGUUGGCUGAGGGAGCCGUCCAUCCUGAUGUGUGGGCAGGGCGACUGGGACGUGACAGGUCAAGUACCCUCCAAUUGCGCUUGCGGGGAUGGGCUUAUUUAUGACGAGCAGGGGCAGAGCUUCCUGUUCGACUUUGGAGGACAAAACCUAACAAUCGCUGCGUCAGAUCUUCCAGUGGACAAGGACGAGAAAGGUGACCAAACAUCCAUCGUCUCCUUCCAGGCCGUCUACCUGAAGACAGAAGACAGGUCGACCGCCGCUUCUUGUGGUCCCGUCACGGGCUUAACCCCGCCUUUAGACGGUUCAGUCCAGAGGAAGUUUGUCUCUCUGUCAGAAGACGACGUCCAGGUGGAUCCUCAGAGGAAACUUCCUGUUCUCUCCUUCUGGAUCAACAAAAACCAGCACACGUCCCAGCAGGCUUUGCUGUGGUGCCUCACACGCUGCGACAGCGAGCCUCAGUGCUCCGUGGCCGAUCUGACGGACGCCGACUUGCCGGGUUUCUACAGCUGCAUCCUGUUUGCCAACACCCAGGUGUGCGGCGCCGACGACACACCCCUGAGACGCCCCUGCCGCUUCCUACUGGACAGGAGGCCCAAAAUCACCUACAGCAAGACAGUGGAUCUUUCGGGACCAGUGAAGAGUUUCUACCAGAGAGUUUCCUUUCAAAAAAUGGUCUCUUACUCAGUCCGCAGUCGAGUAAGCCUGAAGGAAAACAUGCUGCUGACUGAAGGGUUUAAGGCAUGUGAGCGACGUUGUGAUGAGGACACCUGUUGCCGAGGUUUCGGUUUCAUCAGAGAUGGGGCCACAGGUGUUGUGUGCAUGUCUCUAAUCAGCCUCGGAAUUCAAACGUGCAGUGAAGACCAUCAGACCGAUUGGGGGACACAAGACUGUAGACCAUCUGAAGUCAAGACCACACCGAAACCCUUUGGCUGGUACCAGAAACCAGUGAAUCAGUGGACGUUGUCUCCAGCGUUGUGUCCUGCGUUUCGUCUGCCAACUUUCCCAAGCGUGUCCAUGGACCAGUGGAGUCUCCUUGCUGACUCAGCAGUUCUGCUCGACGCGUCGCUUUCUUCCUAUGAGGUUAUCCACAUCAGCCGCGACAUCGCCACAGACCCGAUCCAGACCAGAGACUGGUGUCUCCAUGCCUGCCAGGAGGCGGAGUCCUGCACCGCUGUGUCCGUCGCCGAGGAGGAGUCCGCCACUCGCUGCGUCCUCUAUCCCGAUACAACAGUGUGCGGGUUAAGCUCCGCCCCUGACUCAGCAAGCCUCGCCGCCUCCUGCCGUCUGGUGAUCAGAGAGCCCGCCCCCGAGGUGUACUUGAGGAAAGCGUCGUCGACCCCACUUACCACCGUGGCCAUCCCGGGUCACGGCACCCUGCAGGGUGUCGCCGUGGAAACGUCGCUUGGGCCACACAGGAAGACGGUGGUUCAGUUCCUCGGAGUCCCGUACGCCAGUCCGCCAAUUGGAGCGCUACGCUUUAAAGAUGCGCAGCCACCUGAUUGGACGGGAACCUGGGACGCCACCAAAUUGCGGUCCCCCUGCGUCCAACCAGGUGUCCUGGACACCAGCGAGGACUGUCUCUUCCUCAACAUCUUCCGCCCUGUUGCUAUGAGGGGUCGUGUCCCGGUGCUCCUGUUCUUCUUCAACCCCUCGACCAAUCAGACUGGAGGAAUCUUGGAUGGCUCCACCCUGGCUGCUGCAGGGAAUAUCAUUGUGGUAACAGCCAGCUACAGAACAGCUGCACUUGGAUUCCUGAGCACAGGUUCAUCGGGUCUCCGUGGCAACUACGGUCUGUCCGACCAAGAGGCGGUGCUUGACUGGGUUAACGCUCACAUUCAUUUGGUGGGCGGAGACAAUAGCAGCGUGACUGUGGGGGCAGAGCGUGGAGGCGCCGACAUCAUCAGCCAUCACCUGCUGUCGUCGACGUGUCUCUUUCAGCGAAUGCUGCUCAUGGGCGGGUCGAUCUUUUCUCCAUCAUUUGUCCAAACGCCGUCCGCCGCCAGACAGCAGGCGCUCCGUCUGGCCAAAGAGGUGAACUGCGUGACCUCUGACCUCACCGGCAGCGAUGGCGGAAUGGUGGCGUGUCUCAGAGAAACCCCUGUGCACGUGCUCAACGCCGCCCAGACAAAGCUGCUGGCCACCGGCGGACCCUUCCGGUCUUGGUCGCCGACCCGUCACACCGCUCCCCCGCCGUCUCUCCACAGAGUGGACCUGCUGCUUGGGACAUCGGAACAUGACGGCCUGAUCAGCCGAGUGCAAAGGAUAAAGGACUUUGAGGCGCUGCAGGGUCGCGCUGACGGGAAAACGCUGUUCUACGAGGCGCUGAGCCGCUCGCUGGGCGGAGCCAAGGAGAACGAGCUGCUGAAAGGGGCGGCGGCCUGGUUCUAUUCGCUCGACCACAGCUCCGCCCCUGCCGGCUACAACCUGUUCUCCCGAGCGCUGGACAACGCCACAAGAGACCUCUUCAUCGUCUGUCCCACGCUGCGCAUGGCGAGACACUUCGCCAACAGCAACGCCAACGUCUUCCUGUAUCAUCAGCCCGCCGCCGGCCCGUGCACCAGGGCCAAUGCUCAUGUCCCGUUGGACGUUCAGUUGGUGUUCGGGGCUCUUCACCGGCCAAUCAACCGGCAGCGCUUCACCCUGGUCGAGCGCCGCCUCUCGCUGGCCGCCAUCAGCUACGUGUCCAGCUUCGUCAAAACCGGGAACCCGAACCCGUCACCGCUUUGGCCGACCUCGGUUCUGCCCCGCUGGCGUCCCGUCGGGUUCUCUGCAGCUCCGCCCGCCUACUUGGAGCUAAGCCCUGCCCUCCGUCAGCGGCGGGGCCUGCGCGAGAGAAGCUGCUCCUUCUGGAACAACCUGGCGGAGCUGCUCACGUCAGGGGCGGAGCCUACUUUGAUGCAGGAGCUCCCGUUGGCUGCGCCGCCCAGCCAAGAUUCCUACAGCUGAAGCGAUGACAUCAUCAUUUUGGGACAUUGCAAAUCAACACUUUUGUCUUCAUUCAAUCAUCAAUAAAACAAUCAAACUGCUGA
Nerophis lumbriciformis (worm pipefish) is the source of this 7180-nucleotide messenger RNA. It is a transcript of the gene tg, whose product is annotated as thyroglobulin. Gene Ontology annotation, biological process: thyroid hormone generation. NCBI's taxonomy places the organism in Eukaryota, Metazoa, Chordata, Actinopteri, Syngnathiformes, Syngnathidae. The record is from RefSeq and is a predicted model, not a curated record.